UCUCCCAUUGCAUAAGAGUUACUUUAAUGUUCAUUUAAUUAAUCCACCUUAAGCUCUCGUUUUAAAACGCAUAUUCAAUUGUUUCAGCUUUGGUUUUAUUUUCAAUUCAAUGGCACUGUAGAGAGAUUUAUUACCGGUAUUAAUUUAAAAAAAAAACAAAAAUGGUCGAAACUUGGAUUGCCUAUUGAACAAAGACUCGUCCAAUUAUAGCACCAAUUGUUAGGCAAUAAAUAUGACAUCUGAAAAAGUGGUUAGUAAUGAAAAAGUGCUCUCAACGCUUAGCACAAAGCACAACCAAUUGUCAUAGCUAGUUUAAUUUAUGGCACAGAUAAUGAUGCUAAAACCUAUUUGAAUAAAUAUUAUCCCAUUCAUCGAGAAAUGAUCUUAGUCGUAUGGCUUCAAUUCAAAAUUUGUUCAAAAAACAAAAUGCACUCUCCAUCCUCCUCCAAAGCUAGUUAGUUGUACUACAAAGCUAACCCUGCGGGGUUUGGACUUGAAAGGAGAAAAUUUAUUUCCCCUUUUCAAUUACAACGAUUGCAUUGCGCCCGCUGUACGUUCCAAAAAGUUCUAUUCAAGUGGAAAACUGUCCGCAAGUUAAAAACCACUCCUUACCAAAAACCGCAAGCAGAACUUUAUUUACAUUUCCUUCAAAAACGUAUUUUUGCGUCAUGGCAAAGGAACGUCUUUGAGGGUAGUUUCUCGCUAGUGGGAUGAUCCCACACCCGUCGAUCCAACCCUGCUCCAUUAGUGGUCGAUUUUUAGCAUUUCUUUCUACAGCCCGUUCAUCAGACAACCAUUGAGCGCAACCAUGAGUUCGGUGGUGGAUCAACAACCGAAAUCAAAUGCAUCCACAUUACGGAAUGUUGAGUGCGGUCGGUAUAGCCGAAGGAGACAACGGGGAGGGUGGUAAAAUAUUUCUUGCCUCAUUGAUAACCGAAAAACUUUCUCCUUUAGCACCGUCCGAUUUUCUUGUGCUAGCAAUCGAUGAAUUGGAACAGAGGAAUAAAAAAAACCACUCCGAGCUAAAGGGCACGGAAAAACGAAUUUCUGUAGCACUGGCCAAUGUUGGGUAAUCAGCACAAACCAUCACAACGGGCAACAGAGCAAUAUACUUCGUUGGAGCGGUGAGGAAAGUUGAAAAACUUUCACACAAAAUUGCACAAUACACUUCCAUUAUUCCCGCUGCCGAGUGGCGCAAAACUUUGGCCCCUUUUGUUCGUUUCGUUCGUUCGAUUUGUAAAACUGCUGCACGAGUCAAUCGGAACCAACAGUUCGGUACGUGCCGUCACCACAACUACAUCCCAUCUUCAUCAUGUCGAAGUGGAUUAAUAAGCGAAAGGUGUCCAUCAUUAACCUUCAGGUACCGCCCAAAUCGAUCGCAACAUUACCGACGGGAGGUGAGAUCGAAUUCGAGCAACUGUUCCAUUUCGCGUUCAAGUGCUUUCGACUGUUUGCCCUAACGCCCGGUCAGAUGGUGAAGCAAAGGGAUCGGUACGUUGUGCGCAAUACACGCUGGAUGAUGUUGAUCGUGCUGCUGCUCGUGAUCGGGGCUUGGUUUGCGCUGGUCGAAACAUUCUUCAUCAAAAGCCAGACGGCAUUGAUUACCGGAAUUGCUAACCACAUCCAGUUUAUCAUGAAUACCGUCGCCUUAACGGCCGCUUGGAUCGUUCCGCAGUUUAAACCGAACGAACUGAGCUCGAUUCUGGACGGAUUUCUAAUAAUCGAUCGUGAGCUGAGCAAUUACAACGUGCACGAUGCGGAUGGAAGCAAACGUGUGCCGUUUCUGUUGCGUUUCGGCGUGGUUCUAACGACUCUGUUUUCAUUCGCGCUCUAUGACGGGUAUGUAUCGUUCGUAAAGCUUUCCACGAUUGAAGUGUGGUACUGGCUGUCCCAUCAAGUACCGUUCAUAAUCUACGCACUGGCAUUUCUGUAUGCGUACGUUCUCAUCUCCUGGCUGCAUGCAAGGUUUCGCCGUCUAAAUACGCUCGUGGAACAAUACUAUCGUCAGGGGCAUAUCUUUACGCCCAAACGUCAAACUAUUAUUAGCUUUGCGACCAUGAUUAAGCUAGACGAGGAAACGCCCGAAAACGAAGAUAUCCAUCCUGCGGAACGUUGCGAAAUGACCGACGACUUGCAGAUACUCGCGAUCGUAUCGCGUACAAUCGAUCUUGGGCAGAAACUUGAAUCCUACUUUGGACCACUAUUUCUCACCGUUUACACAGCGCUCUUUUCGGUGACAACGAUUCAAACGUACUACUGCUAUCUACAUCUGACCAAAGUCGAUCAAGGUAUGACGGUUGAAUCGUUCAUCCUUUCCGGUGGCAUCAUCCUGUUCAAUGUAAUCGCAAUCGUUGCCCUGCCGUACAUCUGCGAGCAGGUGGAAAGUGAGUCAAAGCUGCUGAUGUCCUACCUUUCCAAACUAUCGAUGAAGCACGGUCAGGUUGCGCAACAUUCCUCCAUCUGGUUCCCGAAUCUAAUCUCAAGCGUUCGCUUUUCGGCAUUCGGUUUCUUUACUAUUAACUACAACAUGCUAUCGGGGCUCGUAGCCGGUAUGGUGACGUAUCUGAUCAUUUUCAUCCAAUUCAAUUCCAUGGUACCGAGCAAUUUGAACGACAUACACCAGACCCGCAUGCAUCAAAUAUCCGAGGAUUGAAGAAAUGUCUACGUCCAAUAUUAUUGGAACACACAACCACCCAGUGCCUGCGUUUGUUCAACACUUUAGAAAAUUUUAGAACAAUUGACUCACUUUUCCAUCACCACACCACACUAGCAAUAAAUCAAUAGCGUUCUUUUGAUAUUUUCACACCGAGUAGCCGGUAGUAUACCGGUUCCUAUCUUCAUUUGAACAACUUCUUUUAUCUUGCGCUUUUAUCGGAAAUAUCGAAAGAACCUUACAAUGGUUGCAUCCUUUGUGCUCUGAUCGGUACGCAACCACACACCAGCCAGUUGGUACUGGAACCGAUGGGAUUUAUCCCAACUCUUUGUUUCAGUGUCCUUUGAUAGAACGAACUUGUUCGGAAAAUACUGCUCCUUCAGAAAAUUUUUCCCCAAAGCCUUAGUUGUUGUCUAGAGCGCGAAAGACUACUCACCAUUUGCUGCUCCCCCAAAGUCUAGGACACAAAGGACGGACAAUGCCGGGCUAUCUUACGCCACCACACAACGAAUUCUUUACCUGUGCUCGAAUUAGAAAGAAUACCCAAGAAUGCUUUAAAAACUGCUCGAAGCACACUUGCGGAACACCUGCAAGCGUCACUCCGGUAGAUGACACUUCCUGCGUCUUGUGUUUUGUCCGUUAUUUUGCACCGCGAACCUAUCUCAAAAACCUUACUUCAGCACGUGGA
This is a messenger RNA of Anopheles funestus (African malaria mosquito), 3341 nucleotides long. RefSeq lists its product as uncharacterized. NCBI's taxonomy places the organism in Eukaryota, Metazoa, Arthropoda, Insecta, Diptera, Culicidae. Gene Ontology annotation, cellular component: axon; neuronal cell body; dendrite. Gene Ontology annotation, biological process: sensory perception of taste. Bases 1313 to 2653 code for a protein of 446 amino acids. The transcript has 2 exons. The record is from RefSeq and is a predicted model, not a curated record.